AUAAUGCUUAUACAGUUAUACAAGCCUUACCCAGUUCAUCUUCCCUGCACAUUAAUCUCCUCCACAGAGGAGGAUAAUGCUGAGCGCAACAGUCUUCAAUCCCAUCCAACUCAAAACCCAUUCUUCAAUUCUCCCUAAACAAUUCUCUCCCAACUUCUCCUCCUUCAAACCCAUACUUCGAUUACCUCCCAAACCCUCAAUUUACCCUCAAAGAGCGCUUCGAUGGAGCAUAAAAGCCUGCGCUUCAGACCAAGAAAUCGACAUGGUUCGGACCAAAGAAGGCGUUUACACCGCCAAGUCCAAGAAAGUCGUGGUCUUGUGGGACUUAGACAACAAACCGCCGCGAGGCCCGCCGUACAAGGCGGCGAUGGAGCUGAAAAAAUUGGCCGAGAAAUUCGGCGACGUGGUGGACAUGUCAGCAUACGCCAACCGCCACGCGUUCAUCCAUCUCCCCCAAUGGGUAAUCGACGAACGCCGCGAACGACGUCGUCUCGAUAUCCUCGAGCGCAAAGGCGCCGUGACGCCUUCAGAGCCCUACAUUUGCUCUGUUUGCGGGCGGAAAUGUAAAACCAAUAUGGAUUUAAAGAAACAUUUCAAGCAGCUUCACGAGAGGGAGAGGGAGAAGAAGAUGAACAGAAUGAGGGCUCUGAAAGGGAAGAAACGGCAGCGUUUCAAGGAGAGGUUUAUUGAUAACAAUCAGAAGUAUGUGGAGGCUGCUAGGAGCUUAGUAACUCCUAAAGAAGGGUACGGUUUGGCCUCGGAGCUGAGGCGAGCCGGGGUGUUUGUGAAGACUGUGGCUGAUAAGCCUCAGGCUGCAGAUUGGGCAUUGAAAAGACAAAUGCAGCAUUCUAUGAGCAGAGGGAUUGAUUGGCUGUUCUUGGUUUCGGAUGAUUCGGAUUUCUCCGAGAUGUUGAAAAGGGCGCGAAUUGCCAAUUUGGGGACAGUGGUGGUGGGGGAUUGGGAUAGAUCAUUGGGGCGUUAUGCCGAUUUGUGGGUGCCCUGGAUAGGAGUCGAAAACGGGGAGAUCACUGAGAAUGACUUAGUGCUAAAGAAAGGGAUGAGUAAGAGUAAUAGUAGGUUCUCUGUCAGCGAAUUCGAUGGUGGAAUGACUGAGGAAAUUGCUAGCUUUGAUGGCUUUAUGGAUGAUAUUGAGUUUAUUGACUCGAGAGGUUCAGCUUUUUCUGAAGCAGAGGAUAGUGAUUUUGAGGAAGAGAAUGAUGAAGUGUAUUGGCUUAGGCUAGAUGGCAAAAAUGGCAAACGGUUUCAGAAUGGGGUGUCUAUAAAUAGUGAGGACGAGGAGGAGGAGGAGGACUACAUAUUUGAUUCUGAGGAUGAAGAAACGGACAUGGAUGACUGAAAUUUCUAAUGAAGGAUGUGAAUUGAGGAAUUGAAAGUCGUGUUCUUGGGAUCCCUCGGGUGAGGGGUUGAUAAAAAUCACUUUGAGAUGAAGAUGCUUGUUUUGACAUGAAGUAGGAUUACUUGCUGCAAGCUAGCAAUGAACAAAUGAAAAUUAUGCUCUGCAACACUGGCGAUUGCAUACUCUUAUGCAGAUACAUAUAGGCAACAAACAUUCUUGUCUGCCCUAAAUGUAGUUACUGGCCUUCAAACAAAUGGAAUCUUAGUUUGGCUAAUUUCUUUGCAGAUUUAUACCCUUGAUAUAUUCUCAUUGGCAAAUUUGUCAUAUCAUUGCAGUGUGCUUUCUUGACUCAUGUAAACUUUAUUUAUUAAUAUGUCAGUUUGGAUGAUUGGAUCUGCUUUUGUCAA
This is a messenger RNA of Ipomoea triloba (trilobed morning glory), 1764 nucleotides long. RefSeq lists its product as uncharacterized. The transcript has a single exon. NCBI's taxonomy places the organism in Eukaryota, Viridiplantae, Streptophyta, Magnoliopsida, Solanales, Convolvulaceae. Bases 77 to 1357 code for a protein of 426 amino acids. The record is from RefSeq and is a predicted model, not a curated record.